CACAGCCACAGCCUCCGCCGCCGCAGCCGCAGCCGCCUUCUCAGACGCGCCAGGCGUUUGAACGGACCGGAAGUGGUGGUUUAACGACUUCCGGCAGUUGGGCACAGAGGAGUCAGGAGUGCCGGGAAUGGCGACCAAAAAGCUUUCACGGCAGCUUGGAUUAAUUAGAAAAAAGUCAGUUGCACCAGCAAAUGAAAAUCUAGGAAGAAGCAAAUCCAAGCAGUUGUUUGACUACUUACUUGUCAUCGAUUUUGAGUCGACAUGUUGGAAUGAUGGGAAACGCCACCAGAGCCAAAAAAUAAUUGAAUUUCCAUCAUUAUUGCUGAACACAUCAACUGGGGAGAUUGAAUCUGAGUUCCACGCUUAUGUUCAGCCUCAGGAACAUCCGAUUCUUUCUGAAUUUUGCAUGGAACUGACAGGCAUAAAUCGGGCUCAAGUAGAUGAAGGAGUCCCUCUGAGGAUUUGCUUAUCUCAAUUCUGUAAAUGGGUUCAGAAGAUUCAGCAACAGAAGAAAAUUAUUUUUGCUACUGGGAUUUCAGAUCCGCCUAAUUCCAAAGUAAAAUUAUGUGCAUCUGUUACUUGGUCAGACUGGGACCUGGGGGUUUGCCUGGAGUGUGAGUGUAAAAGAAAACAGCUGAUAAAAUCCUUGUUCUUAUAUUCUUGGAUUGAUCUCAGAGUAACUUAAAAGAUUUUCUAUAGAAGAAAACCAAAAGGACUGAGUGGUGCCCUGCAGGAAGUGGGAAUAGAAUUCUUAGGACGAGAACAUUCUGGGUUGGAUGAUUCUCGGAAUACUGCCCUUGCUUGGAAAAUGAUCAGGGAUGGUUGCUUAAUGAAAAUUACAAGGUCCUUGAACAAGGUUCCCACUAAGAAGAAUUCCAGCGUUUUCACCAGAAAUUUGAAUACGAAUCAAGUUGAAGAAAGGUCAGCCUGCAACAGUAGCAUUCAGGGUCUGAGCAUAUAUGAUAGGGAGCCUAAAAAUACAGCAAAUGCUCAUGAAAAAGUUCAGAUGAGGUCAGUUGGUGUAAAUUCUCCUAUAAAGGUACAGCAAGAUCAGUUCCAACUAAAAAGCUAUGUAAAAGCAGGUCUUCAUAAUGCCAAAAGCUAUUUCUCUCUUUUUAAUACAAAGCCCUCUACUUCUGUGGAGCAGUUGCCGUCUGCCAGCUUGAAUAUACCUAUGCAGAAGCACAUAAGAAACGAACACCUUGCAUUUAGUACCAAAUCUAAGUCUUCAGCAAUUGGUUCAGAAUUGGUACUUGUAUCAACUACCAUUUCAUCUGUCAAUCAUGUUUCUGAUACGGAAAUGAGUUCUGCUCUUGAUUGUUUACCUAUGUUGGCGGAUUGGGAGGAUGUAGCUUUACUGCCAGCAUCUCAGCCUGAGCAAAGUAUAGAUUGUAUACCUUCCACUAGUGACUCAAACUUAGAUACAUCAUUUAAUUAUAUAGAAAGAUUAAUGGCUUUAAAAGAAGGCACAGAAGAAACCCCUCAAAAAUCUGGGACCUCUUCCCAAAAAGUUAGAAUUCUUGCAUCCUUUUAUGUUCUCUCAUUGCUAUAUCUAUACCUCAUUCCCUAUGAUUUCUGGCCAUUUCUGACCUUCAUACUACUACUUUUUGAGGUCUUCAAGUGGUUCAAAUGUUAA
Molecule: messenger RNA, 1636 nt
Organism: Neogale vison (American mink)
Lineage: Eukaryota; Metazoa; Chordata; Mammalia; Carnivora; Mustelidae
Product: ERI1 exoribonuclease 2-like
Biological process (GO): exonucleolytic trimming to generate mature 3'-end of 5.8S rRNA from tricistronic rRNA transcript (SSU-rRNA, 5.8S rRNA, LSU-rRNA)
Molecular function (GO): 3'-5'-RNA exonuclease activity; nucleic acid binding
Source: RefSeq, a predicted model, not a curated record